CAGAGCUGUGAGCUUAGCUGCCUACUACCCAGGCUGGAGGGGCUCCCCAGCUCCCAGGGAUGAGGUGCUGGAAAGCUCCAUUCCCCAACAGUGCUUGUCCUCUUCUCGGCAGCAGCUUCCCUGUGCUGAUUGUCAUUGCUCUUGUCCCCUCUGGGACCAGGAGCCACACCAUCCUGUUUCACUUUGAAAAGCGGUAAAAACCUUCUCUUCAAAGCAUCACUUCUCUCACUAAAGAAAUGAGGAGCCUAUGCCCACAGCAGGGAGGAAUGGAGCUAGAGCACCACAGCCUGUGGAAGCACGCCAAAGAAUCAUAGAAUGGUUUGGGUUGGAAGGGAUGUUGAAGACCAUCUGGUUCCCACCCCCCACCCCCACCCCCCGCCACGGGCAGGGACACCUUCCACCAGGGCAAGUCACUCAGAGCGCCGUCCAGCCUGGCCUGGAGCAUCCCAGGGAUAGGGCACCAACAGCUGCUCUGGGCAGCCUCACCACCCUCACAGUGAAGAAUUUUUUCCUCAUACCUAAUCUAAAUCUACCCUGUUUCAGUUUAAAACCAUUGCCCCUUGUCCUGUCACUACAGCCCCUAACAGAGUCCCUCCAACCCUUCCUGCAGGCCCCCUGUGGAGGCAGCGCUCAAAGGCACACUACGCCAAGGGUUUAGGGUUUUUUUAACGCUUUUCCACCACGAGGUAAGAAACACCGUGCCUUCCACCUCAGGCCGGCCUGCUGGCCCCGGCCUCUCCGAGUCUUAAUCGCACAAGGGGCGCAGCCCGCUCCGCCAGCGCCCCAGGCGCCGGGCCGGCCGGGGCAGCCGCGCUGCCUGCCGGGACUCGUAGUCCGCGCAGGGGCUGCUGGGAGCUGUAGUUGGCGGGCGGUGCCGGCGCGCCGCGCGCCUCCGUCAGUCAGCCCGUCGGUCUGCGGGGCGAUGGCCGCCCGCUCCCUGCGGCGCUUCGGGACCGUGCUCCCCCUCGGCGGCGCGGCGCGGCGCGGCAGUUUGUAUUUCAGGGAGUCCCCCUGUGUUUUCAGCACUGCAGCUCAGCAGAGAAGUACAGGAGACGAGUGUGGCCCAGAAGAUCCCCGUGAUGAGCCCAGGCAUCCCCUUUCUGACUGUGCCUUAGAGCACAAAACCAUCAAAUUGGAAGAACAAGUCCAGGAUUUAACUGAGCGAUACCGGAAAGCCUUGGCAGAUUCUGAGAAGGUCCGGAGGAGAACACAGAAGUUUGUGGAAGAUGCCAAGCUCUUUGGGAUCCAGAGUUUCUGCAGGGACCUUGUGGAGGUAGCAGAUAUCUUGGAGAAGACUGCCGAGAGUGCCGCAGAAGAAGCGGAGCCUAGUAAUCCAAAUCCAACCCUGAAGAAAAUCUGUGAAGGCCUCUCUCUUAUAGAGGCCAAAUUGCAAAGUGUGUUUGCCAAACAUGGCCUUCAGAAGAUGAACCCUGUUGGUGGCAAAUAUGAUCCGUAUGACCAUGAAAUAGUCUGCCAUGUACCAGCCGAGGGAAUGCAGCCAGGCACGAUAGCGCUGGUGACUCAGGAUGGCUAUAAACUCCAUGGUCGCACUAUCAGGCAUGCACUCGUCGGCGUGGCAGUAGAGUCACAGGAGUGACGUGGGCUUACCCAUUGGCACCUGGGACCUUACUGAGCUGAGGACCCCUCAGCACAGUCACAACUGCAGCUGCAUGUCUUUAUUUAUUAAGCUAGGUUUGUAUUGUAUGUUGGCUUCUUUAUAAUGUGUGCAGUCAUUUUGCCAUUAAUUCUAAGGUACUUCUGUAUUUAAUAAUCCUUUUUGGAGUAUGUGGCGUGGUACUAAGAGUCCUGCUAUUUGUCAGAAACACGGCGCUGUAGCCCUUUUCUCCGUUGCUCGUUUCUCCAUUAAGACUUGUAUGGGGAAGUGGAGAGAUACGAGAGAGAAAGGGAAAUCUGUGAGAGCGAAGGAAUCUUGUCUCCCGGUUCCAUCUAUGAGACAGACUCUUGUAGUGGCCUUCAGGAAAGUAACUUCUCUGCCUCAGAUUCCAUAUCUGUAUUAAGGGAAUAUAAUAAUAGUUACUGACCUACCUCACAAGGAUGUGGUGAGGCUUUUUCUUUGCAAAGCACUUGGAAGAGGAAAAGCCCAAAAGGCUGAGUAUUAUUAUCAGACUGAUUUUGGUGUCUUCCCUUGUCCCUAGACCCCUCAGGUGAAGUUGAUCACUUGAAAUGACAUUUAGGGGCAGCUUUUUCUUAGUCAGUUCAGGAAAACAAUCCCGAAUUAAUGAAAUCUCUGUCAUACUACAGUUGAAUAGGGAUGAGGUUUUAAAGAAAAAUCAGUUGUUAGGUCAGACUAAUGUUAAUAGUUGUUCUCCGGUUAAAAUUGCAGCUUGCCUCCUUGCUCCUAAAGGUAAAACAAGGAGUAGUGGUUCUUGAUGGAGCCAGAAAACUCUUCUCAAAUCUCUUUUUCUCCAACCAAAAAGUCUGUUUAGAGGAGAGUAAUUUCUCUUCCCUGAUGGGUGUUUGUGCAGCUUUCAAGCAUGAUAAACUGUGUGCUUUUUGUUGCAGCAGCUGGCAGAAUGGAGAUGUGCCCUUAAGCAGGAAAUCUGGACUUUUAUUUUCUCAGCUCUGCAGUAUUGGUACUCAGAUAACAGUAAUUUCCAGUUCACAUUCAGAUUCUACUUUUGCAUGGUCAUAGUAAAUAUUAAACCUUUUGGGUUUUGAUGCAAGGAGAAAAAUCUUUUCUACUAAAAGUCCCAAGUGCCCUUGAACCAAUUUUAGCAGCGGUGACAAGAAAGCAAGAGAAGCAGAAAGCUGAGGAAGUGAAAGCUGACCUCAAGCUGUCCUCUUAGUUGGAGGCAUGUUGUUGUCACAGCAUGGCAUAUGUAUUUCCCAGUGGUCCUUUUGCCUGGGAGUCCAUUUAUCUCAGCUGAAAGGAUGCAGUCACUGAGUAAGAUCGGAAUUUAACCCUUUACAGAGCACCUAUACAAGCAGUAUAAUGACAGAAGAGUUCUUUAACCAGCCUAUGGUCUGCACCACACAAAACCAAGGCAGGAGUGGUUCUUGUCAGGUUGUUUCUUACUGAUUCAUUAAUUCCUGCCUUUGUACUUUCUGGAAUUGGAUCCAUGGUCUGACAGUUAUUUGAGAUCCACUUCCAAAAACUCUUUACUUAUGGUGGAUGCCAUCACUGGUUUGGAAGAAAGCUUAUUCUUCUCCCAUUCCUUUGCAGGCUUCAGUUGCAUAAUCCUUUUGUGGCGGACUUCAAGAUUACCGCAGCCUUCCAUUAGCAGCUAUGGACAGUCUUUCAUCUGGGGAGACUAUGUGCAGCUAGUUGGUUGUCAUUCCAGAAAUUUAAGGAGGAUGCACAUUUCUAAUAUGCUCCAUGCAAGCUGCUUUAGUGACAACUGUAUGUGGGUGACUCAGUAGUGGAUACUUUUUAAAGUGCAGUUUUAUGCCUCUGCAUAGGUAGGUUUUCAGGCUGGUAUUUCAUAUUUCAACCCUGAAACAGCGCUUCAUGGUAGCAUUAAUGUUAGAUCACUUUGGACAAACUUUUCAUUCAAUGUUCUUGUUUUAUGACGUUGGAAAUUUCAGAGAUAUACAGGACUUCCUGUUCAUUGUUUUGCUGGUCUGCAUGCUGACUGGGUCACUAGGUUAUGCUGUUACUCAAGACAAAGAACAGGUAAAAUACAAAAUGUGUCAAUGCAAGUCUUGCUGUUCUGCAUCAAGACUGUCUGCGGCCUCUUCUGAGGAAACAGUGUCUUCAGCUGGAAGGAGUGGCUGGGUUCUCUGCUGCUGCUUCAGCCCCUGCUAUAUCAGCUGAGUCUUUUUGCAAUAUAAGGGGAGAACUGGUUUUGGAAACUAACUUUGAAUGUGAGACUUUAUAAGGAACUAAACAAAAUGAAAGGCAUUUUACACAACAGGUGCGUUUUUGUCAUAGAAAGGCUACAGCUUACCUGAGCCAGAUUUAAAAGUAGUAUGUGAACAGAAGUGUUGGGAUUCAAAUCCUCUUUAAACUGACCCACAGAGCCACUUGACUGUGAAAAUAUUUGGUCCACGUUCGGACUAUUUGCCAAGCCUGCCUGUCUCCUCAGCUAGUAUUCACCCAUUUUUGCCUUAAAGAAAUACCCUAAAAUGCACUCCAGACCUUCUGUCUGUACGAAGAGGUUAUUGAUUCAGCUUGUAUAUCUGGGAUCUGUUUUCACUGAGGCGCUGCUGCAUGUCCAGAGCAGGAAUCUGAGGGAUCUGGUUCCUGUGCAGUCUUUCUCACCCUCCCAUAGGCCCCGUUUAAUUACGGGCAAGCUAUUUUCCCAGUUCAUGCCCCAUUUUUUUCAAUCUCUGAAACUUCUAACAGGAUCUUAUUGGGCUUUUAUGAUGAUUACUGUUAAGAUGUACCCAUCGCUUAGAGACUCUGUUACAGAUGUUACCAAAGAGAUAAAUACUGUAGCUGUU
Falco peregrinus (peregrine falcon) is the source of this 4404-nucleotide messenger RNA. It is a transcript of the gene GRPEL2, whose product is annotated as GrpE like 2, mitochondrial. Gene Ontology annotation, molecular function: adenyl-nucleotide exchange factor activity; protein-folding chaperone binding; protein homodimerization activity. Gene Ontology annotation, cellular component: PAM complex, Tim23 associated import motor. The record is from RefSeq and is a predicted model, not a curated record. NCBI's taxonomy places the organism in Eukaryota, Metazoa, Chordata, Aves, Falconiformes, Falconidae. Gene Ontology annotation, biological process: protein folding; protein import into mitochondrial matrix. The transcript has 4 exons. The coding region runs from base 923 to 1597 and encodes 224 amino acids.